CAGGACAGACAUAGGGGCACAGAUAGGGGGGGAGAUACAGAGACUAGACAGAGGGCAGAGGGAGUCUGAGAGGCACAGAGAGGGAGAGACUGGGAGGCAUAAAAAGAGAAGUGAGAGACAAACAGGGGAGGGACACACAGAUACAUUUUUGUGCACUCAAUUCACAUAGAAAGAUAGACAGACUUAAACAACAGACAAGCUGCCAGACAUACCAGCAGUAUCCAGGAACAGACUCAUACCUCUGAAAAUAAACAGGAGACUGAAGGCACCCAGACAGUUACUAUACCUUCCAGUCACAGAAACAGACCUGACAAACACACACAGGUAUACAGCUCUCAGUUUCCACAUACACACACAGACCAUCUCUCAAGGUCCUGGGACACAGAAGAGCUUGGAAGUUCCUGCACCAUGCUACAAUUCAUUAUACUUCCAGUGCUACUCCUGACUGCUGCACGGUGCCACCCUAUCCCGGGAGGGGACACAGUACAGACGGGUGGUACCUGCUGGCUCUUGCAAGGCACAGGCUCCACGUGCAGCCUUAUGCUACUUAGCGCGGUAACAUGGGAUGAGUGCUGUGGGGAUGGACAUCUAGAUACAGCAUGGUCUAACUACACCGACCCCAUGAACAAGAUCAGUCUUCUGGGCUUCCUAGGAUUGGUCACCUGUGAGCCAUGUCAAAACAGCUGUGAAGAGGUACAGUGCCCAUCAGGGAAGACAUGCAUUAUGAAAGAUAAACGACCCCAGUGUGAAUGUUUUCCUGACUGCUCUGGACUGGAUAACGAAGUGCCGGUGUGUGGCUCUGAUGGGCAUACAUACCAAAAUGAGUGUGAACUGCUUACCAGCAAAUGCCGUGGACAGCCAGAUCUGGAAGUCAUGUACUAUGGAAAAUGCAAGAAGUCCUGCUCCAGUGUUGUUUGUCCUGGGACUCAUUCCUGCGUGGUAGACCAAACAGGAAGUGCACAUUGUGUUAUGUGUCGUUCCUCUCCAUGCCCAUUGCCUCUUGCCUCUGAUCAUGUACUCUGCGGGAACAACAAUAUUACAUACCCUUCUGCCUGUCAUCUCCGCAGAGCAACUUGUUACCUUGGACGUUCCAUAGGCGUUCGUCACAUGGGAAGCUGUGCAGAUAUCACCACAUUUUCCAUGGACCUUGAUGAUUCUCUGAAGAAUUACGUGUGAGGGCAGCGUGAUGUCAGUAUAUACAUACUGGCCAUUCCAUGUGUAUAUUGUACAUACAGUGAGGCAUAUUUAUUAACUGGACGUGUUAUUUAAAUGUAUCCUACAGGUUAUUAUUCGUGUGAACAGAGACAGAGUUAACUGUAAAACUCUUGCAAGGUGAUGGAAAAGAAUAGUAUCGUAUUACUUCUUACAGCAGAAUAUUUGAAAUAUGAAGUUGUUCUGCACAUUUAAAUAUGUUUCUUUGGAAGGCUAUGGUUAUAAUUUGGGAAAUUGAGUGUCUGUUCUUUCCAGUAUACAACGAUAGCAACAAAGACAGACCAAACUUUCUGAUAUAAAGAAUCGUUCGGUAGUGAGGUGACACUUAUACAGGAGUGGUCUGCUUUAGUUUCAAGACUUUCAGAUGUUUUUUUUUUUUUCUAGUAGUACACUUAUGGCAGCUGGUGAUGUCUGACAUAUGAUACACUGAUUUCACUAGCUUCAUGCUUUUAAAGCUUCUUCUAUGUGCUUUGUAUACAGCCCCUUUAGUUUGUUCGUCACUAGUAUUUUAGGGUUAUAUGUUCCCUGGUCAGCUUGGCAAUAUGCCCCUACACACAAAAAAUAAUAAUCUUAUAUCCAGAACCUUUUCCCAUAGAAGAGGGUCAGAUACAAGACAAACUGU
This is a messenger RNA of Pelobates fuscus (common spadefoot toad), 1834 nucleotides long. It is a transcript of the gene FSTL3, whose product is annotated as follistatin like 3. The coding region runs from base 409 to 1176 and encodes 255 amino acids. The record is from RefSeq and is a predicted model, not a curated record. Gene Ontology annotation, biological process: multicellular organism development; cell differentiation; negative regulation of activin receptor signaling pathway. NCBI's taxonomy places the organism in Eukaryota, Metazoa, Chordata, Amphibia, Anura, Pelobatidae. The transcript has 5 exons. Gene Ontology annotation, molecular function: protein binding; activin binding.